AAGUAAGUCACCUGUUCACUUUCAGGAGAAGAUGUUCGGGUAUUCAUGUUACAGCCGGACAUUUGGAUCCCACCGAAAGACGAUGUUUAUACAAGAUUCAACAUGAGCAACCAGCAGGUGGCCACCAGUGUCACAAACUUUACGGUUUGCUCCAGAUAUUUUACCACAGCUUUAACUACGUUGCAAAUUCUUCUUUCUUACGCUACGGCUGAAGAUUUCUCUAAUGCUAUCAUGAUGUAUGUCAUUGAUGGUUCACACUUCUUUCGAUACAACAAUAAACCUCAGCCAGUCAUACAGAACCUCAAACUACCGACUUACCUACGUCAGUGGCGACACCUCUGCCACGUUUUUUCGGGGGACACGUAUACUGUAUAUGUGGAUGGCGUUGCAAUGGCCAGUGGCCCCAUCGAGGUAGAAGACAGAGUCAUCCCACUUAAUGGUACCUUCGUCAUUGGACAGGAACAGGACGGAAUUUCAAGACGAUUUCAACAUGAGCAAAUUUUUAAAGGAUAUGCAACUCAAAUAAAUUUCUGGAGCUAUGGACUCUCCAAAACAGACAUAGAAAUAGCAGCUUCUUGCAAGGAAAAUAUAAAGGGAAAUAUUUUUUCAAGUGACAGAGACAAUUUUGACCUUAUCAAUGUGAACUUUACUUUAUGGUCCCUACAAAAUGUUUGUCUCCAAAACGAAGACUUUUUAGUUAUACCAGAAGGACGUACAUUUGCCGAGUCAAUAAUUAUGUGCAAUUUAAUUGGAUCUGUUCUGUAUGCUCCACCGAGCAAACACAUAAGCGAAAAAGUAAAUAAAACGCUUUGGGAAGAGAACAUAUGUGCGACAGUUCACCUUUGGGUUGGCAUAACAGAUGAAGAGGAGGAAGGAGUCUGGAGAAGAUUGAGUGACAAGAAAAUUGUCACAGAUGUAUUUUGGGCACUUGGACAACCUGACAAUGCAACAUUUGAAAACUGUGUUUUGGUUGACGGAAGAGAUUCUUUAUGGAAUGAUUACAGUUGUAAGACAUACAAAGCUUGCGCACUCUGUCAGGAUCAAGCAACAUCUCCGCUAUUUCUUCGAGGUAUUUGCAAGGAAAGAUUGACUGAAAUUAUGUUUGAAGUGCUUGGAUAUUUCUUAAGCAAGCCAUUUUUUCAUGGAUUUUAUGGGUUAAUGAUAAUACAACCAAAAGAUAAGCAAUGGUCUUUUAAUUAA
Molecule: messenger RNA, 1200 nt
Organism: Cherax quadricarinatus
Lineage: Eukaryota; Metazoa; Arthropoda; Malacostraca; Decapoda; Parastacidae
Biological process (GO): nervous system process; monoatomic ion transmembrane transport; regulation of membrane potential
Cellular component (GO): neuron projection; synapse; plasma membrane
Molecular function (GO): protein binding; transmembrane signaling receptor activity; extracellular ligand-gated monoatomic ion channel activity
Source: RefSeq, a predicted model, not a curated record